GGUGACGUGAUGAAGUGAAGAGAGCAGAGAAAAGAUGGCGGAGAACAGCGGCGCGGACCCCGCCGUGGAGGGAAAAUCCGAGGAGAAUGCGGCGACCGGCGGCACCAUCAUCAUGGUCACCGUCAAAACGCCCAAGGACAAGGAGGAGAUCGCCAUAUCCGAGGACGCGUCCGUCUCACAGUUCAAAGAAGAAAUCUCCAAAAGGUUCAAGGCAAAGCAGGACCAGUUAGUCUUGAUCUUUGCCGGUAAAAUCCUGAAAGAUGGGGACACGCUCGGUCAGCACGGUAUAAAGGAUGGCCUCACCGUUCACCUCGUCAUCAAAACUGCACAAAAAGCCACAGGUGGUAGUUCCACGGCUGCUUCAUCCAGCUCAGGCACGUCACAGCCGAACAGCAGCAAUGCGGGCACUGCUAACCCCGGCUCAGCUGCCAACCUGGGCACAUCGCAGGGCAGUGGGCCGUCGCCAGCCCCCUCGCAGCCAGCCAACUUAUUCACUGGCUUCGGUGACCUGUCCAGUCUGGCUAACUUGGGCAUGGGCUCCUCCAACUUCAUGGAGCUGCAGCAGCAGAUGCAGCGGCAGCUGAUGUCCAACCCGGAGAUGCUCUCCCAGAUCAUGGAGAACCCCCUGGUUCAGAACAUGAUGUCUAACCCAGAUUUGAUGAGGCAGAUGAUCAUGGCGAAUCCACAGAUGCAGCAGUUGAUGGAGCGCAACCCGGAGAUUUCGCACAUGCUCAAUAACCCUGAGCUGAUGAGACAGACAAUGGAGUUGGCAAGGAACCCAGCAAUGAUGCAAGAGAUGAUGCGUAACCAAGACAGAGCGCUUAGCAACCUAGAGAGCAUCCCUGGGGGAUACAACGCUCUACGGAGGAUGUACACUGAUAUCCAGGAGCCCAUGUUUAGCGCCGCACGUGAACAGUUUGGAAACAAUCCCUUCUCUGCCUUGGGGGGCAACGCAGACAGCUCGGGAGCACAGCCCUCCAGGACGGAGAACCGAGAGCCACUGCCAAAUCCUUGGGGGCCCCCUGACGCCAGCUCUACUGGGACUGGCACAACCACCACCUCUACCACAACUUCCACCACCCCCAGUGUCUCCAACCCCCUGGGAAUUGGUUCCUCUAGCUUGGGCAACGGUGUAUUUAACAGCCCUGGCAUGCAAAGCCUGAUGCAGCAGAUCUCGGAGAACCCCCAGCUGAUGCAGAACAUGCUGUCUGCUCCCUACAUGCGCAGCAUGAUGCAGUCCUUGGCCCAAAACCCUGAGGUUGCAUCACAGGUUUUGAUGAAUAACCCUCUAUUUGCUGGAAACCCCCAGCUACAGGAGCAGAUGAGGCAUCAGCUGCCUGUAUUUCUACAGCAGAUGCAGAAUCCCGAAGCUCUCUCUGUGAUGACAAACCCUCGAGCCAUGCAGGCCCUGAUGCAGAUCCAGCAGGGUUUACAGACCCUCCAGACCGAAGCCCCAGGACUCAUGCCCAGUCUAAUUCCUGGCGGGGUCCCUCCCGGGGUUCCUCCUGGGGUCCCUGCUGGAGUUCCAGCUGGAGUUCCUGUUGGGAUUCCCACGGGAGUUACUGUAACUCCAGAAAACCCUCCGCCUCCUUCCUCUGGACUGGGCUCCACCCCCGCUGCUGGAACCAACCCCACCCAACAGCAGCUCAUGCAGCAGAUGUUACAGAUGUUUGCUGGAGGGAAUGCAUCGACCCAAACACCGGAGGUGCGUUUCCAGCAGCAGCUGGAGCAGCUGAGCGCAAUGGGCUUCAUCAACAGAGAGGCCAACCUGCAGGCCCUCAUCGCCACAGGGGGCGACAUCAACGCCGCCAUCGAAAGACUGCUCGGCUCUCAGCCCUCCUAAUCGCACCGGGGGCCACACGCAAGGGGCCCGAAGCUGAGGAACGAGACAUGAACACAGUCCUUCAUCACAUAAUAUCUGACAAAGCCCCCGUUAAUAGACUGAAUUCCAAUUACUUCUUCUCUCUUUUACUCGGUUGAUCUGAGAAUCGUAGGAAAUUGGGGUUUUCAAAUUCUUUUCCUUUCGACCAAUAAAGCAAAAAUGAAAUUGCAACCGAAUAAGCCGAGGCUAGCCCCUCUCCUCUCCUCUCUUUCGUUUGAGUGCCCCCUCGUGCUGUGGGGGGGAACGAUGCUUCUAUGAAACGAGUGUAGGCGACCAUUCCUUUUAAAUUGAAACAUGCUCACUCGAGGCACUACUUUCAUGGUUUGUUUGGGGAUUAGGGGACGAAACAAACAAAACAAAAAAAAAGCUAAAUACAAAAGAGAUUCUCGGACAGAGGAACCCUUGUCUAUCAUGAAGAUGGUCAGUUCAUAUAAUUUUUCUCUUUCUCUCUCUCUCUUGCUCUCUCUCCUACUUCAUGCCUGACUAAACCAGUAUUUAUUGCAGACCAUGUAGAGGAAGUUACCAGUUACCUUUUACUCCCUUACCGCACCUCAGCGAUUCACAGUGCUUUAAAAGACGUCCUCCUCGUUUGACAUUGUUAAUUGAGAACCUAAUAGAUGAUGACUAUCAUAAUGAUGAUUAUAAAAAUGUUGGGAAUUCCUGUUCGAGCAUUUCUAACAGCCUCACGCAGACGACCGCUUACUCUUCUUCUUCAGCUGUUUAGAGAAGCAAUGAUUUGUUAAAAGUGAGAUUCAAGCUAUUCAAGAAGAUACUCAGUCAUCUCUUUAGUCUUUUACCUUUUUGAAGGAGUGAGUGUGACUGAAUUGCCAGCACGGGCUUGUGGUUGUGGGGGUAAAAGGUUGUAACAAGGCACCAAUAAAGAAAAUUUCUCCGGCUUAUGAGCAACACCGACAGCAGACACACUUUUUUUCUUUUUGACCAUAUCUUUAUGCUUUGACAUAGAAGUACUCUAGUGCGUGGAAAGGACUUGCAUUGUGUACUGGAUUGUGUCAUCCUAUACAGUUGAUCCGGCAGCAGAACCUGGUAACAGCAUGAAAGAAAGAUGAUGCUAGCUUUUCUGUGCACCAAUCUCAGUGCUAACCAACAGCGAUCUAAUGGAACUAACAGUUGAGUUUUGAUGUGAAUUAAAAUGUGUUCAACUUUG
Molecule: messenger RNA, 3047 nt
Organism: Astyanax mexicanus (Mexican tetra)
Lineage: Eukaryota; Metazoa; Chordata; Actinopteri; Characiformes; Acestrorhamphidae
Gene: ubqln4
Product: ubiquilin 4
Exons: 11
Coding region: 35-1843 (602 amino acids)
Biological process (GO): ubiquitin-dependent protein catabolic process
Cellular component (GO): cytosol
Molecular function (GO): polyubiquitin modification-dependent protein binding
Source: RefSeq, a predicted model, not a curated record